AUGACGCUGUGGUCUAUUGGAAAGGCCCCUAGUCCUCGGGCUAGCGAGUUGCUUGUUGCACGAUGCACGAUACGCAAAACACACACAUCAGCAUCGCCUAAACAGCAACGAUUCUCAUCUACUUUGCAAAUAGCUGCUAAGAGCAGAACUCAUGCGGCUGCCGCCCUACCUCCUCUUUCGGCUCUUCCCACCAAAGUGCUUCUUCGAUCACUGCUGGUUUCCACAAUAUCUUCCAAGCCUCUUCUGCUCUCCCCUUCUCUCUGGCUUGUGUCUAUUCUUGCCCAGCCAAACAGGGGCUGGCUGACGAAUGUGGACCGCAAUCCGAUUUUACAUGCAAUUUUGAAGAAGACAUUCUAUGAACAGUUUUGUGCGGGUGAGACUGUUGCUGAGACAAGGGCAACGAUUAGAGAGCUGAAGGAUAUGGGCUUCCGUGGUGUAAUGAUGACCUACGCUAAGGAGACUGUGUUUGAUCACCGCACCAACACUCAACAUGGACUGGGCAUUGCCGCACUGGAAGCGGAAAAGAAUGAUGAGUCUCUGCACCCACUGGUUUCUCACUGUGCAAAUAUCGAGGCCUGGCGGGAAGGGACUCUCAAGACAGUCGAACAGCUUAACGAUGGCGAUAUUUUGGCUGUGAAGUUGACUGGAGCCGGUCCCGUUGUCACCGAGGCUUUCUCUAAAGGCGAACUACCACCCGUCCAGAUGCUCGAAGCCCUCGAUGAAGUAUGCAGCCAAUGCAAAGAUCGCAACGUCCGCAUCAUCGUCGAUGCCGAGUCACACUACUUCCUAUCAGGAAUUCUCCGCGUAACCCUCGACCUUAUGCGAAAGUACAAUCGUGACGGUCACGCCCUGAUCUACAACACGUACCAAUGCUACCUCAAGAGCACACCGGCCACAAUCGAAAGACAUCUCACAGCAGCACAGCAAGAAGGAUUCACCCUCGGACUGAAACUGGUCCGCGGGGCUUAUCUCGCCUCCGACGAACGGUCCCUGAUCCACGACACAAAGCAAGACACCGACGACGCAUACAAUGGCCUUGCCCAGGGAGCGCUCAAACAAACCAUCGGAAAAUUCGGCGUCGAGACUACCUUCCCCUCUGUGAACCUAUUCUUGGCCAGCCAUAAUAAAGCAAGCGUCGUGGAUGCGCACCAGCUCCAUAAGCAGCGUACCGCUGCUGGAUUGCCUACUGUUCCAGUUGGAUUUGCUCAGCUACACGGGAUGUCGGAUGAAGUCAGCUUCUCGUUGCUUCAGCUGAAGGGCAAUGAUGGUACGCCUGAGGUGUACAAGUGCUCCACUUGGGGAACUAUGGGUGAGUGCUUGGCUUAUCUGCUUCGGAGGGCGAUUGAGAACCGGGAUGCGGUUUUACGCACCGGCGAUGAGUAUAAUGCUUUGAAAGCGGAGUUUGGACGGAGAUUUCGGGCUGUGUUCUCUUUCUCUUCCCAAAAAUAG
Messenger RNA from Penicillium verhagenii, 1449 nucleotides. Its product is annotated as proline dehydrogenase family protein. The transcript has 2 exons. The record is from RefSeq and is a predicted model, not a curated record. Lineage: Eukaryota; Fungi; Ascomycota; Eurotiomycetes; Eurotiales; Aspergillaceae. The coding region runs from base 1 to 1449 and encodes 482 amino acids. Gene Ontology annotation, cellular component: mitochondrion. Gene Ontology annotation, molecular function: proline dehydrogenase activity; FAD binding.